This is a messenger RNA of Gasterosteus aculeatus aculeatus (three-spined stickleback), 1427 nucleotides long. The record is from RefSeq and is a predicted model, not a curated record. Lineage: Eukaryota; Metazoa; Chordata; Actinopteri; Perciformes; Gasterosteidae.
CCUCCUCCUGUCCAUUGCCCUCGUUGUGGCUUACUUGUUCUGUCGGUUGUGUGCACGAUAGCAACAUGAGUGGAGCAAACGUUAAAAAGGGUCCUUCCGCCACUGUGACGGAGUGGAUCGGCACAGCUUGUCGGUUUGUAACGGACAGAAACGACUUUAGAAGGAAUCUAAUGGUCAACCUGGGCUUGUUUGCAGCCGGUGUUUGGGUUGCACGAAAUCUCUCCGAUUUUGAUCUGAUGUCUCCUCAGCCAGUCACCUAACGGAUUGAAAAUGCAUCGCUGCUAGACCCAGGAUAAUGGUGUCUUGGACCAACAAAAGAAGGGUUAUGAAUGAAUUCUUUAAGUCGAUUUACUUUCAAAAACAAAAGGUCUUGUUGAGCAGAAUUCAUCUCCUCUUUCUGUAGAAGAUUUUUUUUUUUUUGUUAUGUCAUUGUUGUUGGCCUCAAAAGAAACAAAUUAAAUCAGUGUCUCCAUUAUUGUUUUGUUCCUCGUAUUUAUAAAUAAAAUCUAAAUUGUAUGGUAGCGAUUCUUUUUUUUUUUUUUUUUUUCUACAGCUAUGUCUACUCAGGAGCUCUUUGUAGCUGCAGCUCGUAAAUGUUUGUCUGCUGGUAGAAAAUCUCUCUCCGUCUCCCAGAGUCUGGAUUUGGCCGCCCAGGUCUCAGCUGUUGAUUUGGGACUGAAACCGGCUUUAUUGUACGAUAGCAACGGAGCCGGAGCAGAUGAGGUGCAGCAGUAUUUGAGCUCUUUGCAGUCUUCCCAGCUCGUGUCUAAAUCACUUCUCACGUUGGAUUUGAAUGGAAACAGUCUUAUUGUUAAUACGCUUGCAGUCCGAUCGAAUGCGGAACGCCAGUUUCAUUUUAACGACGUGGCUGUUAUUGAUGUCUGCCACACGCUGGAGACACCCGCCAUCGCUGACGCGCUGGGAGGAGAGACAAAGAACAUGACAGAAGAUUUACUGCUUCUCCUCAGCGGGUUUGAACAACUGACGGCGGCUGAGAAACCUCAUUAUGUCGGAGAGAAGUCCGAUGGGUGGAACCUCUGCACCUUGUUUGGUGUUUUGUUGGGUUUUCCUGUCACUUACUGGUUUGAUCAGACAAAGAGCUUUGAAAACUGUCUGUCAAUGACUCCCCUGGUAGUAACUACAGCUUCAGCAACAUGGCAGUCAGACUCCGGGGGUCACCAAUGUUGUCUGUACUCCUUCAGCUUCCCGGCUGUUCUGUUUAAAGCGCUGCAGUCCAAUCUGAAACACUGGCGGCUUUGUUUACAAGAAAGAUUUAAUCAGCAAAAUGUCCUAAAGGAUCUUAAAUUUAGUCAAUCAACAGUAACUCUGCCCUCAGUCUGUUUGUGAUGCUGACAUUACAUUUGUUUUUAAAAUAAACUGUUGAAUGUUUUACACUUUCACCAUUAAAGAGCUAUUAUUUGAAUGAA